UUUUUGUAUAAUAUGAGAGAAUAUUCCCAACUUCUUACCUUCUACUUAAAUCUGAAGAUGUAGAUUCUGUUUACUACCUUGUACUGAAGUAUGGCUUACAGUGUCAUUUCUCCAAGGUUAUAUUCUAUGAGUUUCAGUUUUACCUCUAAACUUUGAAAAUAGGUAUUUUUCAUUUUGUCAAAGAAUAUUUUUAAUAUUUAUUUAUUAGAGAGUGAGCACUAGCUUUCAUAAACUAAUUUACUUUCCAAAUGGCUGCAGACAUGGCUAUGUCUUUACAAACCUGAAGCCAGGAGCCAGAAAUUCCAUCUGGGUCACCUACAUGGGUGGUAGUUCUUGGGCCGUCUUCCGUUGCCUUCCCACUCCCAUUUGUAGAACUGUAUUGAAAAUGGAACAGUUGGGUCUCAGUUGGUGCUCCAACAUGGGAGGUUGACAUGCCUUACUUUUUGCUGCAUGAUGCAUGACAUCAUACAUUGUAGAAAAUUGAAUUAGAAGGUACUUCUUGUAUGUAGAGCCUAGCAGUUAAAUUCCAGCAUCCCUUGUUGGACUACCUGGGUUUGAUACACAGCUGCAGCUUUUGACUCUAGUUUCCUGCUGCCACAGAUCCUAGGAAGCAGGAAAGAAGGUUUGAAUAAUGGAGUUUCUGCCUCUGUAUGAGACCUGGAUGGAAUUCCUGGCUUCAGCCCUGGUCCAGUCCCAGGUGUUAAGAGCUUUUGAGGAAUGAACCAGUGAAUGGCAGUGCUAUACUCUCCGAUAAAUGGGCUUAAAAGGCUGAUCAGCUGUUAAGUAUAUGUUCUACUGGACUAUUAGGAGAUGUCUCAAAUAAAUCAAUAAGAAAUUUUAAAAGGUGCUUUUUUUCAGUUAAAAAUUUUAACAUUGUGCAUGGCUUUUUUUUAUAAUAGACAUUUUAUGUGAACUUUUAGAGUACUCCAUGUAUAUAUGGUUUUAAAAAUUAUAAACUCAUCCUUUAAAUGUUCUCACAAAUUUUUUAAGUACUCAUGUAGCAAAGCUGAAUUUUAUAGUGAACAAUCAUUAAUAUACCAGUUAACUCAGGAGCAUUUUACUAUGCUUUGUUACAUAACCAUCUGUCUGCCCUUUUGUGUAUCUUUCAUUCUAAUUUGUUUUUCAAUGUAGUAUCAAAGUUGAAGACAUAAUAUAUCUCUUUAAAACAAAGCACAAUGCCACCUUUUGGGUUUGGCCCAGAAAGUAAUUUUAAAAGUGAACUUGAAAAAUAAACUCUGUUAUUAUACACGCUAGAGAUGACAGUGUUUAACAGAAUACAACUUGCACUAGCUAAAAGUUUGAAAAGCCUUCAUGUUUGAUGUUUGAAGAAACUUUUUAAAAGUCAUGACCAUGUCUAGUUUCUGCCUCUUCAGAUAUGAUGGUCCAGCCCCACUUGACCCAAAGAGAUCAUUUGUGAAUGAUGUGUUUUACAUAUAAAUCUUCUGGUUUAGGUUUUCUGGAAGAUUUUAUGGGGGCAAGACUUUCAGGCUGUUGUUUAUUUCAUCAGAUUAUAGAACUCAAGUCUAUAUUUAUCAAAUCUAAUACUAGACAUUGGACUAAUGCGUGGCAAUAGUGCUUCGAAGACUGAGGGAGCUACAGCUUCAGGAAGUAGCCUUGCGGCAAGAAAACAGACGUCCCAGCCCACGGAAGCUCUCUUCUGAACCCCUUUUGCCUUUGGACGAGGAAGCUGUGGAUAUGGAUUAUGGCGACAUAGCAGGAAAUGUAGUGGAUGGAGAGCAAGAAGAAGCUUCUGGAGAUGUGGAGAUCUCUUUUCAUCUUGAUUCAAGCCACAAGACCAGUAGUAGAGUAAACUCUGCAACCAAAUUGGAGGAAGGAGGAUUGAAGAAAAACAAGUCAGCAAAACAGGGUGACAGGGAGAACUUUAGGAAAGCCAAGCAGAAGUUGGGGUUCUCAUCUUCUGAUCCAGAUCGCAUGUUUGUUGAGCUUUCUAAUAGCAGCUGGUCAGAAAUGUCCCCCUGGGUGAUUGGCACCAAUUACACCCUUUAUCCUAUGACUCCUGCCAUUGAGCAGAGACUCAUUCUUCAAUAUUUAACUCCUCUAGGAGAAUAUCAGGAGCUACUUCCCAUAUUCAUGCAGCUUGGAUCACGAGAGUUGAUGAUGUUCUAUAUUGAUCUGAAGCAGACUAAUGAUGUCUUGCUUACGUUCGAGGCCCUCAAGCACUUAGCUUCUCUCCUGCUGCAUAACAAAUUUGCCACAGAAUUUGUUGCUCAUGGUGGAGUACAGAAAUUGCUGGAAAUUCCUCGUCCUUCAAUGGCUGCAACUGGUGUAUCUAUGUGCUUGUAUUACUUGUCUUACAAUCAGGAUGCCAUGGAAAGAGUUUGCAUGCAUCCACACAACGUUCUGUCUGAUGUGGUGAACUAUACUCUGUGGUUAAUGGAAUGUUCUCAUGCCUCAGGAUGCUGCCAUGCUACCAUGUUUUUCUCAAUUUGUUUCUCAUUUCGGGCUGUCUUGGAGCUCUUUGACCGCUACGAUGGUCUUCGUCGUCUGGUGAAUUUGAUUAGUACUUUGGAGAUUCUAAAUUUGGAAGAUCAAGGUGCCCUUCUGAGUGAUGAUGAAAUAUUUGCUAGCCGGCAAACUGGGAAACAUACUUGCAUGGCCUUGCGGAAGUACUUUGAAGCUCACCUGGCCAUUAAAUUGGAACAAGUAAAGCAGUCGCUUCAGAGGACCGAGGGUGGCAUUCUUGUUCAUCCUCAACCCCCAUACAAGGCAUGUUCAUAUACCCAUGAACAGAUUGUGGAGAUGAUGGAGUUUUUGAUAGAGUAUGGCCCAGCACAGCUGUACUGGGAACCAGCUGAAGUCUUCCUCAAACUGUCCUGUGUGCAACUCUUGCUGCAGCUCAUUUCAAUUGCCUGCAACUGGAAGACAUAUUAUGCAAGGAAUGAUACUGUGCGCUUUGCCUUGGAUGUCCUGGCUAUUCUCACCGUGGUGCCAAAAAUCCAGCUCCAGCUGGCAGAAUCUGUGGAUGUGCUAGAUGAGGCUGGCUCUACUGUCUCCACUGUGGGUAUCAGCAUUAUUUUGGGAGUGGCUGAGGGUGAGUUCUUUAUCCAUGAUGCUGAAAUUCAGAAGUCAGCACUUCAAAUUAUCAUCAAUUGUGUGUGUGGCCCAGAUAACCGCAUAUCCAGUAUUGGCAAAUUUAUCUCUGGAACUCCUCGGAGGAAGCUGCCUCAGACCCCCAAAAGCAGUGAGCACACCCUGGCCAAGAUGUGGAAUGUGGUGCAGUCCAACAAUGGCAUCAAGGUUCUCCUGUCCUUACUCUCUAUUAAGAUGCCCAUCACUGAUGCAGACCAGAUCCGUGCCCUGGCCUGCAAGGCUCUGGUGGGCCUCUCUCGCAGCAGUACUGUCCGGCAGAUCAUCAGCAAACUGCCCCUUUUCAGCAGCUGCCAGAUCCAGCAGCUGAUGAAGGAGCCUGUGUUACAGGACAAGCGCAGUGACCAUGUCAAGUUCUGCAAGUAUGCCGCUGAGCUCAUUGAAAGGGUGUCAGGAAAGCCACUACUCAUUGGCACAGAUGUGUCUCUAGCACGCCUGCAGAAAGCGGAUGUUGUUGCACAGUCAAGGAUCUCGUUUCCCGAGAAAGAGUUGCUUCUGUUGAUACGAAACCAUCUCAUUUCUAAAGGGCUAGGAGAAACAGCAACGGUGCUGACAAAGGAGGCUGACCUGCCCAUGACUGCUGCCUCCCAUUCUUCUGCAUUUACCCCAGUAACUGCUGCUGCUUCACCUGUCUCUCUUCCCCGAACCCCUCGAAUUGCCAAUGGCAUUGCAACUCGACUAGGCAGCCAUGCUGUUGUGGGUGCCUCUGCCCCAUCUGCCCCCACUGUCCAUCCUCAACCACGGCCGCCUCAGGGUUCACUAGCUUUGCCUGGACCAUCGUAUGCAGGCAACUCCCCUUUGAUUGGUAGGAUCAGUUUUAUCAGAGAGAGACCGUCACCUUGCAAUGGCAGGAAAAUCAGAGUGUUGCGGCAAAAGUCGGACCAUGGCGCCUAUAGCCAAAGCCCAGCCAUAAAAAAACAGUUGGACAGACAUCUUCCUUCCCCACCUACGCUGGACAGUAUCAUCACAGAAUAUCUUAGGGAGCAACAUGCUCGCUGCAAGAACCCGGUUGCCACUUGCCCACCUUUCUCUCUCUUUACUCCUCACCAGUGUCCUGAGCCAAAACAGAGGCGACAAGCGCCAAUAAAUUUUACCUCAAGGCUAAACCGCAGGGCAUCAUUUCCAAAGUAUGGAGGGGUAGAUGGUGGAUGCUUUGAUAGACACCUUAUCUUUAGCAGAUUCCGUCCUAUUUCAGUGUUCCGGGAAGCCAAUGAAGAUGAGAGUGGCUUCACCUGCUGUGCGUUCUCGGCACGGGAGCGAUUCUUAAUGCUUGGCACCUGCACAGGGCAGCUGAAGCUGUAUAAUGUAUUCAGUGGACAGGAGGAGGCCAGUUACAACUGUCACAACUCGGCCAUCACACACCUUGAACCUUCCAGGGACGGGUCCUUGCUGCUGACAUCUGCUACUUGGAGCCAGCCUUUGUCUGCACUUUGGGGAAUGAAAUCAGUGUUUGAUAUGAAGCAUUCCUUCACAGAAGACCACUAUGUUGAAUUCAGUAAGCAUUCUCAGGAUCGGGUCAUAGGCACAAAGGGGGACAUUGCCCAUAUUUAUGAUAUUCAGACUGGCAACAAGGUGUUGACUCUGUUUAACCCAGAUCUUGCUAACAACUACAAGAGGAACUGUGCCACCUUCAAUCCUACAGAUGAUCUUGUCUUAAAUGACGGCGUCCUCUGGGAUGUCCGCUCCGCACAGGCCAUCCACAAGUUCGAUAAAUUCAACAUGAACAUCAGUGGCGUUUUCCAUCCGAAUGGGCUGGAAGUCAUCAUUAAUACUGAGAUUUGGGACCUUCGAACUUUCCAUCUUUUACACACUGUUCCUGCUUUGGAUCAGUGUCGUGUGGUGUUCAACCAUACAGGGACAGUGAUGUAUGGAGCUAUGUUGCAGGCAGAUGAUGAAGAUGACUUAAUGGAAGAAAGGAUGAAGAGCCCCUUUGGGUCAUCAUUCCGAACAUUUAAUGCAACUGACUACAAACCUAUAGCGACCAUUGAUGUGAAACGGAACAUCUUUGAUUUGUGUACAGACACCAAAGAUUGCUAUCUUGCCGUCAUUGAGAAUCAAGGCAGCAUGGAUGCUCUGAACAUGGACACCGUGUGCAGGCUGUAUGAAGUUGGCAGGCAACGGCUGGCUGAGGAUGAAGAUGAAGAAGAGGACCAGAAGCGGAUGGAAGAGGAAGAACAGGAGGAAGAAGAUGAUGAUGAAGAUGAUGAUGACACUGAUGAUCUGGAUGAGCUUGACACAGAUCAGCUGCUGGAGGCAGAGCUGGAGGAAGAUGACAACAACGAAAAUGCAGGCGAGGAUGGAGACAACGACUUCUCUCCCUCUGAUGAGGAGCUGGCAAACCUCCUGGAGGAGGGAGAGGAUGGCGAGGAUGAAGACUCGGAUGCAGACGAAGAAGUGGAACUGAUCCUGGGGGACACUGACAGCUCUGACAACUCCGAUCUGGAAGAUGACAUCAUCUUAUCUCUGAACGAGUGAGGAGCAAGCUCCACUUGGAAGAUGUUGGCAGGCGAGAGACUGAGUUAAAUGAAUUCAGAAUACGUUCCCUUCCCCUUCUCACGGGGCUGUCUCUGAAGGAACUGUAGGCCCUGCCUUCCAGGGGCCAUGGGUCAGAGGCUGCCUGGAAUGUGUGGGGCCUUCCAGAAACAACCGUGAGAGACAGCAGAGAUUAGGCCCUACUCUGUCUGCUUCCCUCCUGUCCUAGGAUGGACAGCUUUCCUCAAGGGGAAAAAAAAAAACAACAAAAACAUGUCUCUGGGGUAUUUCACAAUAUAUUUUCUUUGUAUAACGUUCUUUAAAGAACAAAAAAUAGUUUUUUACAAAACUUAAAAAUGAAGAAAAAAAAAACCAACAAGCAUUUAUAACCGAGGGUGUGAACUUAUAUCCAGCAGGUCUCUUAUCCCUGGCACUUCAUUUUCUUUGGAAGAAGAGUCUAAAGAACAAUCUAGAGGCAUUUUUACAUACAUAUUUAAAUGAAAAGGAAAAUCGUGGUUUCUUAAAUUGAUAAGGAUUAAGAAUAUUUUAUUAUAAAUAUAAUAUAUGAUUUUUAAACCUGUUUUGUUGCCUCAUGCAGUCAUAGUAAUUUGUUUUCCUUUGUGCCAGAGCGGGGGAGGGUGACACUGCUUGUCGGCCAAAUCGGGGCCGCAUUGCCCGUGUCAUGGGGGCAGCACUGACAAGUGGAUGCUAGUUUUGUGGAUUUGAAGUAACUUAGGAUAUAAGUUCACUCCCUCUAUAUUUUUUCUUUGUGAUUCAGUUUUUCAAGAAUCUUGUUUUCUUCCCUUUCUCCCCAAUGUGGAAAUUACAAAUCAAAGGCCUUUUUCUUUAAUGUAAAGUGUAUUUAUUUAAAAAAAAAAUACAAAAUAAACUACAAGUCUGUCUUU
This is a messenger RNA of Ochotona curzoniae (black-lipped pika), 6485 nucleotides long. It is a transcript of the gene DCAF1, whose product is annotated as DDB1 and CUL4 associated factor 1. Gene Ontology annotation, biological process: protein ubiquitination. Gene Ontology annotation, molecular function: nuclear estrogen receptor binding; histone H2AT120 kinase activity. The transcript is spliced from 20 exons. Gene Ontology annotation, cellular component: nucleus; Cul4-RING E3 ubiquitin ligase complex. The record is from RefSeq and is a predicted model, not a curated record. Bases 1696 to 5583 code for a protein of 1295 amino acids. Lineage: Eukaryota; Metazoa; Chordata; Mammalia; Lagomorpha; Ochotonidae.